AGAACAGAAAACAUUCAAAGUGAAAAACAUAGAUAAACAACUAAGAAACCAGCAAACAGUGAAAUACACCAAGAAUUAAAAUCAAAUCACAAAAGCUUUUUCUUUAUAUAAUAAAAACAAGCAAAAAAACAAUAUGACAACUCAGUCCUGGUGCGGCAGAGGUUUCAAACCUCGAGUCUUUCCCCAACACAAACCCACCGUGUGCUACAACAAACCAGCCGCCGCACAAGUUUCUCAUAGUCAAUACGAUGACUUGCGCUAUCAGGCUAUAACAGGUGAGGUGAUCGAGACCUUGAUUGUGCCCAAACGUCAAGCAAAAACCUGGACUAUGCAAAAGGAUGAUUUGUGUCGUGUUACAGUAAGUGAGGGUUCUCAAGUGGGCGAUAUGAAUUUUUGGAAUUUGGACAACACCAAAGAACAUUUCUAUUCGGGUAAAACACGUCAAUUGCACAGCACCCAUUUAAAGGUGUACGAUCGUUUGUGGAGUUGUUUACCCUAUCUGAGGCCUAUGGCCACCUUUGUUUAUGAUUCGUUGGCCAAGUAUGGCAUAGAUGAGGAUGGUGGCUCGCUGCAUGAUGUAGUGGGCACUAGAUGUGAUGAUUAUACGUACAAAUUGAUAACGGGCAAGAAUCGUGUGGGCAGUUGUCAUAGUUCGUUGGUUAAGGCUGUGACUGAGGAGCGCGGUUUGACGGAGGAGGAUGUUCAUGAUGUGUGGAAUAUUUUCAUGUGUACGGGAUUUACCAGGGACACCCAACAAUAUUUCUGCAAACCCAGUCCCGCUCAAAAAGGCGACUACAUUGAAUUCAUAGCCGAAAUGAAUUUAUUAGUAGCCUUAAGUGCCUGUCCCCAAGGAGAUGUUUCUAUACCCGUGGGUCAAGAGGUGCCCGAUGACAAGUGUCAUCCUUUGCAAGUGGAAGUUUUUCGCCAAAAAUAAAAUGCUAAUUUAAUAAUAAAAAAAAUUACUAAAAAUAAAAAAUAAAAUAAAAAAAAUAAUCUUCGACCGUGACAGGACUCGAACCUGCAAUCUUCGGAUUCGAAGUCCGACGCCUUAUCCAUUAGGCCACACGGUCCUUGUGCUGGUAUUUAACUUGCUGGCAAUAUAACACAUUAUUUGAGGUCCUUUUACAAAGGACUUUAGCAAAAUACAAAAUAAGGGUGGUUAUUUGGUUGUUUAAACAAUUUCCAUAUAAAUAAGUAGUAGUAUGAGUUUGAA
Calliphora vicina (urban bluebottle blowfly) is the source of this 1213-nucleotide messenger RNA. RefSeq lists its product as uncharacterized. The record is from RefSeq and is a predicted model, not a curated record. Lineage: Eukaryota; Metazoa; Arthropoda; Insecta; Diptera; Calliphoridae. Bases 134 to 934 code for a protein of 266 amino acids. The transcript has 2 exons.